GCCCCGUGCCACAGAAUAGAUUCUGUGCCAGUGCGCAAGGACGAGCACAGGGGGUCGGAGUAACUGGUUUUGAUUUGUUGUGGUUACAAUUCGUGGAGGCUGCCAUCAUGAAGCCAAACGGAAAACCGAGAAGGACAAAUUUCACUGGUUAAGUUUCUUAAUAUCCUGGAGAAUUUUCCCAUGACUACAAUUUAGGACGCUUACAAAACUACAAAAAAUUUACAGUCUUGCAGGGACUUGGAAGUUUCACUAACUCAAUAGAGACUAGCUGGAUUUAAACGAAGGAGGGGUAAUGGCAAGGAAAGGUAAAAUUCACGGAGUUGCGUCCGGAGGAUGUGAUAUAUUCAUUUAUUUACCGUUAACUAAGGAAACGUUUAAGUUGCCUGACGUUCAGCUAAGCACAAAAGUAUUUGACUUGAAGAAAAGUCUAGAACUUAUGAUGGGAAUUCCUGUAAAUUUGCAACGCCUGUUCUACUUAGAUAAGGAAGAUCUGGAAGAUUCCUGCGACCUCAGGAGCAGUGAUAUUGUAACUUCAGCUACACUGAGCAUGCAUAUUUGGAGAAGCUGGGAAAAGGUAGUCUUCAAUGUAUUUAUUGGGAAUGAGCUCGAACUUGCUAAACUAAAACACAGCGAAGCCUCUUGUAUUUCAAAUGAUCAGUGGAAGGACCGUUACCAGCAUCAAAUCAAUGUUGCACUUUAUGUUGCUGCCAAUAAAGGAAAGAAAGAGCUAUUAGAUUAUUUACUAACAGAGGGGGCUGAUGUAAAUUGGCAGACUGGCCUUGGACGUACCCCACUGCAUGCAGCAGCAGCACGAGGGAGACUAGAAUGUAUCAAAUUGCUACUGGAAAGAGGGGCAAUUGCAGAUCAACUUGAUAAAUUGGGAAAGACUGCUUCAAGAGUAGCCAGUGAGCAUUGCUUUAAAGAAAGUGAAAAACAGCUAUUUUUAUUUCAAUGGCAGGAGAGAGCAAAAACAAUUAAGCUAAAGGAGCCUUGCUCUAGUUUAAUGAUGCAUCAACAGUUUGAUUCAGGAUAUUCAACUUGGUUACAUGGAAAAUGUCAACAGAUUUACAUGUGCAGUACUUUACCCUCGAAUGGGCAAACAAACAUAAAGUCAGAUGGCUCAGUGUCUAUAACUGCAGCAAAGCAUGAUGUCCAAGAGGAGCUUGAUGAGAAAGAACGAAUUCAGCAGGAAGUUUUAGAAAAUGAAUCAUCUUCUGAUCUUUCAUUUUUGCCAAAAAUUGAAGAUUCUCCUGCAAGCCACAUCCAUUCAAAAAGGAAAGUUUUGAAGAAAGCAAAGGCAUUUGAUAACUGGCUAAUGCAGAAAAACCUGAUGGCAGCAAAGAACACUGGGAAUAAUUUACCAACAGCAAGACAAACAAAUGUAAAUGACAUAACCAGCAAGGUUAAGAGGAAAAAAGAACAAGGAAAGUCAACUGUGAGGCAUUUGGUCAGUGAAGAAAAACCAAGAAGAAGAAUAGAUAUUUAUGACACUCAAGAACACAAUGGGAGAUUUGAAAAGGAGUUUCUUAAUAUUUUAAGUCAUUAGGCAUUUUUUUAUAGCAUUCAGACAAUUUUACAAAUUAUCUGCUGAAAAUUGA
This is a messenger RNA of Rhopilema esculentum, 1598 nucleotides long. RefSeq lists its product as uncharacterized. Lineage: Eukaryota; Metazoa; Cnidaria; Scyphozoa; Rhizostomeae; Rhizostomatidae. Gene Ontology annotation, molecular function: protein binding. The record is from RefSeq and is a predicted model, not a curated record.